UUGCUGUAGUGGUAAGAGUGUAGAGACCUCCAUCUCGUCCUCUGGAAAGAACCACACCACGUCUCGAACCCCAGGACGAUACUCCACGGGGUCGCAGGUCAUCUUGCCUGCCUGUACACCUGGACGCUACUCCACAGAAGACUCCCAGAGUCGUAUCAGGAGGAUGUGGAACGAUACAGUGAGGAAACAGGAGUCAUCCUUUAUGACAGGAGACAUCAACAGCUCAGCCACACUCAACAGAGGAGCGAUGGCUAAUCAUCUGUUAACUAAUACUCUCCUUCAUCCCCAUGGUUCUAACCAUCCUUAUAACUCUCUGCUGGGGGACACCAACCACCAAGCAGUCUGUAACAACCCCAACGUGGCUGGCAUGUACAACACACAAGCCCCCUACAGAGACACAAAGGGAAUCCUAAACAACGCGCGAGACACCGGCGUCAUGGAUACGCUCCCUCUCAACGGUAACCACGGCAACAACUACAGCGCGGCGAGCGGCGACUACCUCAGCGACAGCGUCCAGAUUCUGGAACGAGGCGGCGUCGGCGGUUACAGUACCUACGGCAACCACAAGGAGACGACGACGACGUUAGAAAGCAGAUCCUUAAAGAGUUAACGU
Molecule: messenger RNA, 613 nt
Organism: Oncorhynchus kisutch (coho salmon)
Lineage: Eukaryota; Metazoa; Chordata; Actinopteri; Salmoniformes; Salmonidae
Product: adhesion G protein-coupled receptor L3-like
Exons: 5
Coding region: 164-610 (148 amino acids)
Biological process (GO): G protein-coupled receptor signaling pathway
Cellular component (GO): membrane
Molecular function (GO): G protein-coupled receptor activity
Source: RefSeq, a predicted model, not a curated record